CUAAAAUUCAACUCACUAAUGGUCCAAUUGAUAAGAUAAAUAUAGAGAAUAAUUUAAAUGAAAUCAGAGCUCAACAAAAGAGACAAAAGUUAAAUGUUUUACAAGAAAAUAUUCAACAACAUUAUGGUCAAAAUUAUGCAAAUUCAUUAUAUUCCAAUUUAUUUCAAAACUAA
This is a messenger RNA of Entrophospora sp. SA101, 173 nucleotides long. NCBI's taxonomy places the organism in Eukaryota, Fungi, Glomeromycota, Glomeromycetes, Entrophosporales, Entrophosporaceae. The record is from the annotation of a GenBank genome assembly.